AUGGUCGUCCACUAUAACCCGCUCACCAAAGAGCCCUAUCUUCAACUCCCAGCACCAUGUACCAACAUCAUCAUGACCCCACACCGUAACCACCAGAUCGAGGAGGUGUCUGCUGCAAUGGGCGAAUUUCUCAAUGAUUCACGGGUGUACGACUGGCUGCAAGGGCCCCCCUACCCGUUUCUGCCCGAGCACGGUGCCGACUGGGUCAAACAGAAAUUAGCAGAGCAGGCGGAAGUCGUGUCUACGUUGCAAAAAGAAUUUGAAACACGGGAAAUUCAGCAGGGGGACGGUUCCAAUGGCCCAAAGGAACUCGAGUUGUUUGAUAGAUUCCCUUUCCUUGGCAUCCGCGAAGUAACAGAAAGAGAUCCUGCGACCGGCGUGCCACUUCAAGAUGUCUUUAUUGGAGAAUUGACACUCACGCGAUAUGCGUUCCAUGAGUUGCAAUCCGAUGGCUCAGCGCUUGCGCUGGCACAGAAACACAAUGAUGAUCUGCCUGCGGGGCACCAGGAUAUCGUCUGGAGUAUAGGAUAUUAUCUCUCUCCCGCUCAACACGGCCGAGGAGUGAUGAGUCUUGCCGUUCGAACUGCUCUUCGAGACUGGGCUAUCCCUCGGAUGAACCUUCAGCUUCUCAAAAGCAGCUACUUUGUUGGGAAUCAAGGGAGCCGGAGGGUCCUGGAGAAGAACAACUUUGCGGAGAUUGGUACCUGCAAAGACUGGGCUCCGGCAAACCCAAUCAAGGGACGAGGCCCGAUGUCGAUGAUUGUGGUGAAGUGGAAAGGCCUUGGGUAG
Molecule: messenger RNA, 789 nt
Organism: Penicillium digitatum Pd1
Lineage: Eukaryota; Fungi; Ascomycota; Eurotiomycetes; Eurotiales; Aspergillaceae
Product: GNAT family N-acetyltransferase
Molecular function (GO): acyltransferase activity, transferring groups other than amino-acyl groups
Source: RefSeq, a predicted model, not a curated record